AUGCCUCGUACUCGCCCCCGACGACUCGACCACGUUCAAAGCAUCGGUGUCGACCAGAUGGCGCAAAUCGCCGAUGCAGCCAGCAACGACUACCUACGCCUGGAAAGCCUGGAUGUCAACAUCCCUCCCGAUCCAGAGGCUCUUGCUUACACCAAGCGCGCUGUCACCGACGAUCCGUGUAACAGUUACCUCCCAUUCACCGGCAAAGCGCGUCUGAGAGACGCCGCUGCCAGACACGUCUCGCAGGUGUCUGGCAUGGCAUAUUCCGGCGAGCGUAACUGCGUUAUCUCCGUGGGUGGGCUAUCAGGCAUCCUGAACGUUCUGCUGGCAACCAUUGAAGAAGGCGACGAGGUGAUAUUGACGGAUCCGACAUACCGGGGCCUCAUCAAUCGUGUCUUGCUCACUGGCGGCGUCCCCAAGCUUGUGCCCUUCACCUUCGAGCCGGGGAAGGAGUGGAGACUAGAUCAAGCUGCACUGCGGGCGGCUGUUACCGAUCGGACUACUGCGAUGCUGCUCAUGUCACCGUCGAUGCCGAGCGGGGGCUAUUUCACCCUGGAGGACUGGACCCUCAUUGCGGAAAUCUGCGUACAGAAAGACCUGCUUCUUAUCCUGGACGCUGCAAUGGAGCGUCUGGUCUUCGAUGCGCGGCCGGUGAUACACCCAGCCAGCUUGCCUGGCAUGUUCGAGCGGACAGUCACCGUAGGCUCCUCGGCGAAAGAGCUGCGGAUGAUCGGAUGGCGUGUCGGCUGGAUCGUUGGACCAGAGAACCUAAUCAGGGACAUUGCGGCUGUCUCUAUGGCCAAUGUCGUCGUACCUGUGGGUAUCGCUCAGGAAGCAGUCGCCGUUGCACUCGACAGGUCUCCAGAGACUAUGGCGCCGUAUGUGGCUGAACUGCAAGCGCGCCGUGAUCUUGUCGUCGCGGAACUCGACGGAUUGCCCGUUGGCGUUCCGGCUGGUGGAUGGAGCCUGCUUCUCCGUGUGAGCGACUUCGGGCUGGACGGGAGCACCGCGUCGAAGCGUCUGCUGGGACAGGGGGUGUGCGCAACUGCAAUGGAUGGAUGGGGAGAGGUGCAUGGCAGCCAGUACAUCCGAUUUGUUUUCUCCAAUGAGUCCACUGAGAGGCUGAAGGGGCUGGGUGUCAAAGUCCGGAAAGCGUUGGAUAUUCCGAGUGACUAG
Aspergillus thermomutatus is the source of this 1176-nucleotide messenger RNA. RefSeq names its product pyridoxal phosphate-dependent aminotransferase. The record is from RefSeq and is a predicted model, not a curated record. Gene Ontology annotation, cellular component: cytoplasm; mitochondrion. Gene Ontology annotation, biological process: biosynthetic process. The transcript has a single exon. NCBI's taxonomy places the organism in Eukaryota, Fungi, Ascomycota, Eurotiomycetes, Eurotiales, Aspergillaceae. Bases 1 to 1176 code for a protein of 391 amino acids. Gene Ontology annotation, molecular function: pyridoxal phosphate binding; L-kynurenine:2-oxoglutarate transaminase activity.